AUGAACGACAAUGAUAUAUCUAUAAUGAAAAGAAUGGGAUUAACUGAUCAUGAAGUUAUCGAGUUUUUAAAAUUUAGUGCAUAUCACAAAAUUAUUGACUAUGUGAUUAGUCUUGAAAAAAUCUCAAACUCAUUCAAACUAACUGUCCCAACUCAUCCACUACCACCAACCCCUACUCCUAAGGUACCAUUUCGUUCUCGAAGUCUCACAGUAUCUUCAGAAAGAAUAAGUAAUACUCAAAAAGAUGAAGAAAAACGAACCAUUAAAAAGAAAAAACCCUUACUUAGUUUUUCUUCAAUGUUAGAAAGAAAAAGAGUUAAUCCUGAAGAAACUAAAACAAGUGCUAAAGAUGAUUUAACUAUAGCCAAAACAAAAAAUGAAAUAAAACAUGAACGAAGGAAAACUUGUAGUGCUGUAGGAUUAAAUGCAUUAGCACUUAUUUCUAAAUCAACAAUUGUGAUUAAAGAAUGUGAGUAUAAAGAGAUAACAAAAAUUGAAUGUGCAUGUAAGGCAUUUAUUGCACAAAAAGGAUAUGAUUUAGAAACAAUAAAAUUAAGAAGAGAAGCUGUUAAAGAAUUAUAUGAAACAGAAGUAAGUUUUUGUGAUAAAAUGUCAUUAUUGAACACUCACUUUAGAAUACCAAUGAUGCAAUUAAAAAAUAAUGGGUUUAUUCUACAAAAACCAUUUGAUAAUGUUUUUCUUACAUUAGAAGAUUUAAUAAUAUGUAGUAAAAUGUUUAUAGAGAAAUUAAAACCAGUUGUAGAACAUUUUAAUUAUAAUACUUGUUUAGGUAAUUUAAUGGAAGAUUUACUAUCUAACGUAUGGCCGUAUAUUAGAUUUAGCAUUGAUUAUAACAUUGCUCAAAGUGAAUUAAAAUUUUUAAAGACAUAUCCAUGUGUUCAGAAGUUAUUAAAAGAUAAAGCAAAAGAACCUUCUUUAGAUAAUCAAACUAUUGAAGGAUUAUUAAUCCAACCAGUACAAAGAAUCAUGAGGUAUCCAAUACUAUUGAAACAAAUACUAAAACAAACUUCAAAAAGUCACCGAGAUUACAAAACAUUAUUCGAAGCAAAUGCAGAUUAUACUUUUUUCAUUCAUGAAGUAAAUGAACGAGCAAAAUUACGAGAUAAACUUAUCGAAGUCAGUCAAACUUUAAAUGAUAUUAACUUAAUUCAACCAUGGAGAUAUUUUUUAAGAGAGAAUAAAGUAUCAUUAAAUGGAAAACAUAAAAUAGUUUAUUUACUAAAUGACAUGAUUUGUUGGGAGGGUGAUAAAAUUCUAGUUGAUAAUAAAAUAGUAUUAGAAACACCAAAAGCAACAACAUUAAUAGUAAAAAGAAAUCAUGAUUAUAUCAUUCUUAAAUUUGAACAAGAAAGUGAUGCAAAGGAUUGGAAAACAGUGUUAGAUGAUAUUGUGGCAAAUGAUAAAUGGAGAACAAAUAAUGAAAAGAAUUGGUUCUCAACUUUAUGUAAAUUUAAGAGUAGUUGGCUUUAA
Messenger RNA from Entamoeba dispar SAW760, 1491 nucleotides. Its product is annotated as Rho/RAC guanine nucleotide exchange factor, putative. The record is from RefSeq and is a predicted model, not a curated record. The transcript is spliced from 2 exons. Bases 1 to 1491 code for a protein of 496 amino acids. Gene Ontology annotation, molecular function: guanyl-nucleotide exchange factor activity. Lineage: Eukaryota; Evosea; Mastigamoebida; Endamoebidae.